This is a messenger RNA of Menidia menidia (Atlantic silverside), 240 nucleotides long. The record is from the annotation of a GenBank genome assembly. NCBI's taxonomy places the organism in Eukaryota, Metazoa, Chordata, Actinopteri, Atheriniformes, Atherinopsidae.
ACAGGUGGAGUCAAAAAGAAGAAGCGCCCACCGAUGAAGGAGGAGGACCUGAAAGGAGCUCGUAGUAAACUAGGGCUGAAGGGUGAAGUCAAGAGUAAGACCUAUGAGGUCAUGGUGGAGUGCGAACGCGUGGGCAAAGCGGCGCCGUCCGUGUUCAGCGGCGUGAGGACGGGAGCGGAGACUGCACUGUCCGGCCCCGCUGCCGCCGGAGGGCCGGCCACCGGAGUGGUCAGCAAGUAG